UAACGUUCACAAACUGCACGUGGUCGAUAAGCGUUCUUAACCUCUUACUUGUUAUUGUCUCGCCAACUGUGUGAACAAAACAAACCAUCUUAAUUUGUAUAAGAUGACUGAAGAAGGUGUUGAAGCUGAUUGCGUCUUGCGACCAAUAAACUGUGAAAUUAAUUUAUUGUCAAGAUCUGACGGCUCUGCAAUGUUCAUGCAAGGUGACACUACUAUUAUUGUGGGUGUAAACGGGCCCAUGGAGGCAAAAACCCAAAAGAUGUUGUACGACAGACUUUCUGUAGAAGUUACGUACACACCUACCAAGGGGCCAGCUAAGGUGGAUGACAGAUUAGUUGAGGCAUACAUAAGAGAGACUUGUGAGUCUGCUAUAAUGACUACACUACAUCCUAGUAGCGCUAUAUGCAUCAAUUUACAAGAAGUACAAGAAUGCGGUGGGCUGUUAGCUUGCGCAAUUAAUGCAUCAUGUCUGGCAUUGAUGAAUACAGGGCUUACCAUGAAGUAUGCUAUAGCAGCUGUAAGUUGCAUGAUUGAGAAAGAAACAGAAGAAACUAUCAUUGAUCCUGACAGCACACAGUUACAGAACGCAAAGUCGGCAUUUACAUUUGCGUUUGACAGUAUUAAGAAGGAUAUCGUAUGCUGCCAUACCGUCGGUAGGUUCACGCAAAGCGAACUUUUAGCUUCCAUGGAUAAGUGUAGGCAAGUCAGCCAGUAUGUGUUUGACUAUUACAGAGAAGUUACAAAAAAAUAUGCAAAUACAAUUUAAUUAUUUUUUUUUUCAUUUCAAUAUUGUGUUCAUUAUAUUAUCAGUCAAGAAUGUUACAACUCCUCUAUAAAGCCAAUUCCUGUCUCUCUUUUUCUCUUUCCGCUCAGUCACACACGUACACACACACACACGCACACACACAUUGUGAGUUGUAUAUUAUAAAAUUAAUAUUCAAUUUUAUCAUUCGAUGUGUAUUGUGUUACGCUCAUUCUCACACACGUUCGGAAAUCAGAUACACACAUUUAUAAAAGACUCAAACAUUUAAUAAGUUCAUAUUUACUGCGUGUUAAAAAUAAUCGUGAUCUCGCGGUCUCGGAUUUGUCACACGGAUUCAAAUCCAUACUAGGCCUUUCCGUAGAGGUCAAAUUUUUUUUUCUCGCCAAGAUAUUAAUAUCAAAACUAAUAUGUAAAACUAUUGCCAUCUUGUAGCUUAUCGAGAAAAUAAAUGUUCACGAUGAA
This is a messenger RNA of Harpegnathos saltator (Jerdon's jumping ant), 1225 nucleotides long. It is a transcript of the gene Rrp46, whose product is annotated as exosome complex component Rrp46. Gene Ontology annotation, biological process: rRNA catabolic process; poly(A)-dependent snoRNA 3'-end processing; U4 snRNA 3'-end processing. The transcript is spliced from 5 exons. Gene Ontology annotation, molecular function: RNA binding. Gene Ontology annotation, cellular component: nucleolus; cytoplasmic exosome (RNase complex); nuclear exosome (RNase complex). The record is from RefSeq and is a predicted model, not a curated record. NCBI's taxonomy places the organism in Eukaryota, Metazoa, Arthropoda, Insecta, Hymenoptera, Formicidae. Bases 104 to 766 code for a protein of 220 amino acids.